Molecule: messenger RNA, 906 nt
Organism: Haemonchus placei
Lineage: Eukaryota; Metazoa; Nematoda; Chromadorea; Rhabditida; Trichostrongylidae
Source: the annotation of a GenBank genome assembly
CUCAUCUCAACGAAAGACUCUUCCGGAACCGAAUGUCGUAGUCGGGGUGUAGGAUUGAACGUUGCCGUUCUGAAGUUGCCUCUGAAAGACGAUCACUGCGGAGUUCGCUACAAUAAGGAACUCGACCAGUAUGUAGUCACCGUUGAGAUACAUUCGCAUUCAAUUGUCAUCGUCGACGAGGAUGUCGUUCUCAAUGUGACGUGUCACGGGAGCAAGAAGACUUUCAAAAAGCAGUACGUUUUCGGAAGGUCAACACAGGAGAAGCUAACUAUGUCAGUACGUGAGAGCGAUAAUGGCGUUGCUGUCCGAGAAGUACUUUAUACAAAGCAAUAUACUCUGGCUGUCACGACGACUUCCAACAAAGUCAACUUCCGUGUUGGGAAUUGUUCUGCUCAGUGUGGCGACUUCCCAGCAAUCAAACUAUCGGAUAGUCGAGGAUGUUCUUUGUACCCAUCGCUCCUAACGAAUUUUACUCGAACUGACAGUGGAUGGUAUGCAUACAUCUUCUCUGCGUUCCCUUUUCCGUCAGGCACUGAGAUCAUCUACAGUUGUCAAGUGACGCCGUGUCGCGAAGAAUGCCAGGUUUAUACGUGCGGUGAGAGGAAUUCAGUCUCUCGUCGAUCUGGAACUGAAGGGAUGGCCCAGGUUCAAUCGUUGCACACUGCUGUGCUACUACGGCAUCAACUUGAAGAGACGACUUGGAUGCAGCCUUAUGAAAUGACAACAGAAAAAAGUAAUAAUAGUGAUAAGAGCGACCAUAGUGAAGUGAUGUGCACCUUGUGCAUAGUUCUCAGUGGUGAGCUCAUUUUCCUAAAUGAAAUAAAGGCUGAAGCUGUACAGCAGAAGCGACAAGUGACGACAAUCGAGGAAAGCCCUCAAACUGAUCAGAUGCUGGCUCACUACUGA